UGUUUUUCAGGAAGCAGCGAAGGAGUGUGAGCAGCCCUGCUGGGGGCUGUGCUUGGGAGCACUGCUGCCAAGUAACGUGCUGCACCAUGGGCAGGAGUGUUGUCUGCACCGCUUGGGCCUGUGUGAAGCAAACAAGCUGAGCUGCUGCUAACAAGUUCCCUGAAGACCGCUGGGCUGGAGCUCCGCCUGCGCGCCUCCGGGACCUCCACCUCGGAACCGCCCUCACGCCGUCGCCUCCCUCUGUCUAAUGCGCUACAAGGAUGAGCCCAGCAUUUGGAGCUAUGGAAGUGGAGCACUAUUCCAAGGGAGUCCUGCUCGAGCCCUUUGUCCACCAGGUCGGGGGACACUCCUGUGUCCUCCGGUUUAAUGACAAGACUAUCUGUAAGCCCCUUAUCCAGCGGGAGCACCAGUUCUAUGAGACUCUCCCAACAGAAAUGCGUAAAUUCACUCCGCAAUAUGAGGGCGUGGUGUCAGUGAGCUUUGAAGAGGAUGAAGAUGGAAACUUAUGUCUAAUAGCAUAUCCAUUAAAUGGGGACCACGAUAACUUGGAAAACUUAGAUAAUUCUGACUGUGAACCCAAAAGUAAGCUGUUGCGAUGGACUAACAAAAAGACAGUGUUGUUAGAAAAUGAGAAGCUAUCUAAGGAGUGGGUCCGACAGCACAGGAAAGAGGAAAAAAUGAAAAGUCAUAAGCUAGAGGAAGAGUUUGAGUGGCUGAAGAAAUCUGAAGUUUUGUAUUAUACUGUAGAGAAAAAAGGAAAUAUUAGUUCACAGCUUAAGCAGCAUAAUCCUUGGAGCAUGAAAUGUCACCAGCAGCAGUUACAGCGGAUGAAGGAAAAUGCAAAACACCGAAAUCAGUACAAAUUCAUUUUGCUGGAAAACCUGACAUCUCGCUAUGAAGUACCGUGUGUGCUGGACCUCAAAAUGGGAACCCGGCAGCAUGGAGAUGAUGCAUCAGAGGAGAAGAAGGCGAACCAAAUCCGUAAAUGUCAGCAGAGCACAUCAGCUGUUAUUGGAGUCAGAGUUUGUGGCAUGCAGGUGUACCAGGCAGGCACUGGCCAGCUGAUGUUCAUGAAUAAGUACCAUGGGAGAAAGCUCUCAGUCCAAGGAUUUAAAGAAGCACUUUACCAGUUCUUUCAUAACGGCAAAUACCUGCGCAGGGAACUCUUUGAAUCUGUUAUUAAAAAACUGACUGAACUCAAGUCUGUCCUGGAGAAGCAGGAGUCCUACCGCUUCUAUUCGAGCUCCCUGCUGAUCAUCUACGACGGGAAGGAAAGGCAGGAAGUUGCUGUCGACUCGGACCCGGAGGACUUGGAGGACCUUUCAGAGGAGUCUUCGGAUGAGUCGGCAGGAGCGUAUGCCUACAAACCCACUGCUAGUACUGUUGAUGUCCGUAUGAUAGACUUUGCCCACACCACCUGCAAGUACUAUGGGGAAGAUAGCGUGGUGCAUGAGGGCCAAGACACGGGUUACGUUUUUGGACUUCAGAAUUUAAUAGAUAUUAUUAAAGAAAUAAGAGACGAAAAUAGCGAAUAAACAGUGUGAAUGCACAUCAGUAGAAAGCGCACUGUCGUGACUCUGUAUUCCAAAAUUAUUGGCCACUUUCUGGUGGUAGGAAUCCUUACAGGCUCUGCAGGGAUGCUCCUGUCAGAGUCAGACUUGUUCAGAGGGCAUUUACUUAUAUUGGUGCUGGACCUAGCACUGGCAAAACUUAGUAUCCUUAUUUAUUUUAACUUUCUUAAACAUUCCAUAUUUGAUUACUCAGAUACCUCUGUUAUCCCUGUGUGUAUACGUUCCAAUAAAAUUCUUUUUGUUCAUUGUAA
Messenger RNA from Centrocercus urophasianus (Greater sage-grouse), 1822 nucleotides. It is a transcript of the gene IP6K2, whose product is annotated as inositol hexakisphosphate kinase 2. The record is from RefSeq and is a predicted model, not a curated record. NCBI's taxonomy places the organism in Eukaryota, Metazoa, Chordata, Aves, Galliformes, Phasianidae. The transcript is spliced from 6 exons. Gene Ontology annotation, molecular function: inositol hexakisphosphate kinase activity. The coding region runs from base 261 to 1535 and encodes 424 amino acids. Gene Ontology annotation, biological process: inositol phosphate biosynthetic process; phosphatidylinositol phosphate biosynthetic process. Gene Ontology annotation, cellular component: nucleus; cytoplasm.